AUGGGAAGGAGGAGCAGCAAUUUACAACGAGACAUACCUGUUUUCCUCCUCCUCGUCUUGUCGCAAGGUGAAGAUGAGAGACUGAUUGUGAUUGCGAGCGGGGAGAAGAAGAGAAGAGGACGAGGCAGGUCCCCGCUCCUCCCUGCUUCCGAUGUGCAGAUUGCUGCGGCGGCGAGUAUGUUGCGAUGGUAUCUAGCUUCCAACGGCAUUGCGCUGCGCUUCCCCAUCGAGGGCAGCACCCUCCGUGGUGUCUGCGCGCGCGGGGUGCUCGCUCUCGGUUCCCACAGAAGUAGGAGGGCGAGGCUGCGCAGACACGCGGCGGUCUUCGCUAAGAGGAGGCGGCGGCGGCCCAGCAAGUGGCAGCGGCCGUGGUGGAAGACCUUCUUCUCGGACUGGAACGACGACGAGGAGAGCCUGGCCGGGUUGAGGGAGGACGACGAGCUGCUGGAGGAGAUUGGGGCCGACCAGGAGCUGUCGGAGAAUGAAAAGUUCGAGACGUGGAGGAGGAAGGCCGAGGCGAUUGUUGAGCUGCGCGAGGCCCAGCAGGAUGCGAUGAACGCCGAGCAGCGGUCGUGGCAGGAUUGGAUCAGUGGUGGUGGCGGUGGCGCUUCGGGGAGUGGAGGUGGGGACUGGGGUGGGGAGGCUAGCUUGGUUGACCAGAUAACUGAUGAUCCUGCGGAGAUUGUGUGGGAUAAGGGCGUUAUUGAGGUUUUGAGAAAUACCGUCGAUGAGGAUUAUGAGGACAUGCUGUUCGAAGAUCGAGUUUUUAUGUAUGCCUCGACAAACUCGGCCAAAUUUCUAGCAUUGUUGAUUGUGGUUCCGUGGGUGAUAGAUUUUCUAGUCCAUGACUAUGUUAUGAUGCCCUUCUUAGAGAGAAUGUAUUACAUGGAACAUUACCUAAUAACAGAUAUGUCCAGAAGGUGCCACUUGCAGCUGAGUUACUUGAUGAUAGAGUUGAGGGAUGAUUGGAGGCUAGAAAAUCGAGCAGCUUUUGCAAAUAUAUGGUCCGAUAUGGUUUAUGGGAUUGUUCUAUUCCUUCUUAUGUGCUUCAACCAGAGCAAAGUUGCGAUGCUGAAGUUCACAGGAUAUAAGUUGCUAAAUAAAAUUUCAGACAGUGGGAAGGCCUUUCUUAUUAUUAUAGUAUCAGACAUCCUUCUAGGGUACCAUUCAGAGUCAGGUUGGCAUACAUUGGUAGAAGUUAUUCUCGAGCAUUACGGGCUUGAAGCUGAUGAAGCGGCGGUCACAUUUUUUGUUUCUCUGUUUCCAGUUGCUUUGGAUGUGUACAUAAAGUUUUGGGUAUACAAAUAUCUUCCAAGAUUAUCACCCAGUGUGGGCAACGUUCUGGAUGAAAUAAAGCGCCAUUAG
This is a messenger RNA of Miscanthus lutarioriparius, 1365 nucleotides long. Lineage: Eukaryota; Viridiplantae; Streptophyta; Magnoliopsida; Poales; Poaceae. The record is from the annotation of a GenBank genome assembly.